Messenger RNA from Iphiclides podalirius (scarce swallowtail), 1518 nucleotides. NCBI's taxonomy places the organism in Eukaryota, Metazoa, Arthropoda, Insecta, Lepidoptera, Papilionidae. The record is from the annotation of a GenBank genome assembly.
AUGGUUCGGUCAGCCUUCUUGGUACUACUAAGUGUAAUCGUCUUAAUUGCUGCAACGACGGAGGGGAAACCGAAGCAACGGUUAAGUCGAUUCCCUGAAGAUUUCGAGUUCGGAUCGGCCACGUCUGCAUACCAAUCAGAAGGCGCUUGGAAUGUUGAUGGGAAAGGACUUUCUAUAUGGGACCACCUAGUACGCACAACGCCAGAACAUAUAUUCGACAACACCACCGGAGACGUAGCGGCCAAUUCCUACUUUCUUUACAAGCGGGACAUUGAAAUGCUGAAAGAGCUCGGUGCUGCCAACUAUAGGAUGGCAAUAUCAUGGCCAAGAAUAUUGCCAAAUGGCGACACCAGUCAAGUGAACCCACUGGGUAUCGCCCAUUAUAACGCCGUAAUCGACGAGCUGCUCGCAAAUGGAAUUACACCAUUUGUCACAAUUUACCAUUGGGAUCUACCGCAAGGACUAAGCGAAAAGGGUGGCUGGCUAAACGAUAGCAUAGUAGAGUGGUUCGCGGACUACGCUAGGAUCCUCUACGAGAACUUUGGCGAUAGGGUAAAGAAUUGGUUGACAGUGAACGAACCGUAUGUCCACUGCUUCCUGGGCUACGGGUCGGCUCUUCAUGCACCAAAGGUGAACUCGCCGGGUGUGGGCUAUUAUGACUGCAGUAGGAAUAUGCUUUUAGCCCAUGCGAGGGCUUACCAUAUAUACGACGAGGAGUUUAGGGCGUCGCAAGGCGGAGAGGUCGGCAUUGUUUUGAGUUUGGACUGGCCGAUAGCAGAGAGCGACUCGGAGGAUGACCAAAAUGCCGUCAAAGAUUAUAUUGCAUUUGGCCUUGGACAUUUCAUGGACCCCAUAUUCACGGAGAGGGGCAACUAUCCACAAAGGGUGAUAGACCGCGUUGAAACAAACAGCAUUCAGCAAGGAUACAAUGCUUCGAGACUUCGUCCUCUAACUGAGGAGGAGAUUGACUACCUAAAAAGCACGUCCGAUUUCCUCGGACUCAAUCAUUAUUCCAGCAAGAUCGUUUAUAGGAAUGAAUCUGUAAUUGGGCAGAACGAGGUACCGUCACUAAUUGAUGACGCUUUUUACGGCCAAUAUAAUCAUCCUUCUUGGCCGCUUACCGGUGGAUUUAUUUACGAAUACGCACCGGGCUUCUAUAAUCUUCUUAAGUACGUGAAAGACACAUACAACAAUCCGAAGGUAUACAUCACUGAGAAUGGGUGUUCCGUAACCGAAACGGGUCUCGUAGACCCCAUUAAGGUGCGCUACUACAGAAACUACCUGAGCGCACUUCUCCAAGCAAUAGAGGAGGGAGCAAACGUGAAGGGCUAUUUCGCUUGGAGUUUGAUGGACACCUUCGAGUGGACCUUCGGGAACACCUUAAAAUUCGGCCUGUACGAAACCGACAUGAACGACCCAGACAGGAGAAGAACCGCGAGAAAAUCUGCCCUCGUGUACAAAGAGAUCGUGAGGAGCAAAGUCAUCGACUACGAUUACGACGUCGACCCUUACAGUCAG